Molecule: messenger RNA, 1408 nt
Organism: Lacerta agilis (Sand lizard)
Lineage: Eukaryota; Metazoa; Chordata; Lepidosauria; Squamata; Lacertidae
Gene: KERA
Product: keratocan
Exons: 3
Coding region: 260-1312 (350 amino acids)
Molecular function (GO): protein binding
Source: RefSeq, a predicted model, not a curated record
UUAAAACUUGAGUUUAACAUCUCUGGGAAUGACCUUAAGGGCUGCAACUGUUUGAUGUGAAAGCCAGGAUUUUCUGUACUUUAGCAUUUAGGUGCUGAGGUGCAUAGCUAUUUUAAGGGUUAACAAUUGUAGUCAUUGAUGCGUAUAUAUUAGGCUGUAUUCAUAAAACAGUGCGUGUUGCCUGAGUCAACCUCUUACAGUCUAACCGCAGUGACCAAUAGGAAGAACAGAAGAGAAUCCAAGAAAGCUGAGGUUAACUAUGAAUGUACACUUGUAUUCCAGACUAUUGGUAGUCUUCUUGACCAAUACUGUGUGGACUCGUAAUAUCAGGCCAAUGUAUGAUCAGCCUGAUACAUAUGACUGGUCUUUCUACAGUUUUGAGUGUCCACAAGAAUGCUUCUGCCCUCCUAGUUUCCCAAAUGCCUUAUAUUGCGAUAGCAAGGAACUUAAAGAAAUUCCAGCCAUCCCAGCAAGAAUCUGGUAUCUCUACCUCCAAAACAAUCUCAUUGAAACAGUUACAGGGAAAUCUUUUGUGAAUGCCACACAACUAAAAUGGAUAAAUCUGAACAACAACAAAAUUACCAGCAAUGGGAUUGAAAAGGGUGUAUUCAGCAACUUGAAAAAUCUACUCUACUUAUUUCUUGAGAAUAAUGAGUUAGAAGAAGUGCCUGCUCCAUUGCCAUUGAGUUUAGAGCAGCUGCGUUUGGCAAGAAACAAAAUCACUACAAUCCCUGCAGGGGUCUUCAACAAUAUGGAAAACCUCACCGCGCUAGAUCUACAUCAAAACAAGCUGUUGGACAGUACUCUCUCAAGUGACACCUUCCAAGGACUUAACAGCCUCAUGCAACUCAACAUCGCUCAAAAUUCACUUACAAAAAUGCCACCAACCCCUCCAACUAAUGUAAUACAGCUGUUUUUGGACAACAACUCCAUUGAAGCAAUACCAGAAAAUUAUUUUGAUACAACGCUCAAACUGAUUUUCCUUCGACUGAACAACAAUAAAUUAACUGAUAAAGGUCUACCAUCCAAAAUAUUUAACAUUUCAUCUCUUCUUGACCUUCAGCUAUCUUACAAUGAACUCACCAAAAUCCCAUCUAUAAAUGUUCACCUUGAGCACCUUUAUCUUGACAACAACAGGAUCAACAGUAUUAAUGGAACCCAAAUAUGUCCAGUUCCUAUCCCAGGGGAUCAUGUCUAUGAGAGAAACUUACCAAGACUCCGCUAUCUCCGCCUGGAUGGCAAUGAAAUCAAACCUCCAAUUCCAUUUGAACUCAUGUUAUGCUUCCGACUUCUUCAUGCUGUUGUUAUUUAAGGACAGCUUAGUGUUACCAUUAUUGCGUUAGUAAACAGGUUUUGCUGGCAUUAAACUUGUUAGAAAUUCCACAUGUUUUUCGGUCAACUAUACUAU